Messenger RNA from Falco peregrinus (peregrine falcon), 5606 nucleotides. It is a transcript of the gene KCTD18, whose product is annotated as potassium channel tetramerization domain containing 18. Lineage: Eukaryota; Metazoa; Chordata; Aves; Falconiformes; Falconidae. Gene Ontology annotation, biological process: protein homooligomerization. The record is from RefSeq and is a predicted model, not a curated record. The transcript has 7 exons. Bases 1264 to 2559 code for a protein of 431 amino acids.
UUUUCCUGAAAUUAUAGUAUAAAGAACACAUCUUCCUCUAAUGACACCCUUUCUUGCACAAGCUUAAAAAAAUUAAUUUCUCGAUGCCUAGACCCCCUUUGUCAAAUCUAACUGAGAUUAGUAAAUUUAAACACAAAAAUAGAGAGGAUGAGUGUAUAAGCCUGGCUUCGUUUGGAAACUAGUGAAAAACAAAAAAAAUGUCUUUGUUCAUUGAGCUUGGAAACAUGCAGCUUGAAAGAUAUAACUGAGUUAAUUUGUUAGGUAAAUACAGAUAAACUCUUUAAAUACAAUCUAGGCACAUUUCUUAGUGUGCAGCGUGCAAUUAAGUAACUGGAUCUUUACUAGGCUUCAGAUAGCAAUCAAAACAUAUGGUUAAUAUUUGUGUUUUAGUUACCUCUUACUUUAUUUUCUAACCAUAUAAUCGGUUUAUGCCUUCCAGAAAGUUUGCAGAUAUCCUGAGUUCUGCCCUACUAAUUUUUGCAUGCAGCUACUGGUUAUUUGUUGUAUCACAGCGAUAGGUUUUUAUGUAUGUUAUGGCAAAAAAUACUACUUUAUUAGCUUACAAAGUGGGAACUAGACAUGAUGUUACAACCUUUUUUAGAGAAUACAGCUGGAUCUUAGAACCAUUUGUCACGAGUACAGAAACUUUGUAAUGAGGCUGAGUCAAAAGCAUAAUGAGAAGCUAAUUUAUUUCCAUUGAUUAUGCACGCAUUUUAGUAAGCAAGGUACUAUCUGUCAGACAUAAACAAUUUAACAGAAUACUGUGUCUGCAAGUCUUUGCAAAAUGGCUGCAUAAGGGUGAAGCCCCUUGCCCACGUUCAUCCAUGCUAUUUUAAUGCAUUAAUAAUUUGCUCUGAGUAAGGGAGAGCACAUCUGAAGCUUAAAAAAAGCUGUAUUUCACUGACAAGCAACAGGAAAGCAAAUUAAAACCUAAGAUGCCUGCAUUCAUAUGUAUUGGCUGGAACUGCAGGCUGCUGCUGACACGCAAGCUGGUCUGCUCGAAGGGACAAGCAGGCACCACCAAGCCGGCCAGAGAACACCAGAUGACCCCAGGCUACUUUUUCCUGCCUUUGCCCCCCAUUUUAACCAAAGCAGGCCUUUGCGUCUUCAGGCCCGGAGCGUGUACCAGCACCACAUGUCCCGUGUCAGGGGGCCUGUCGCUGUCGCUUGGUUCCCCCCCUGCCGGGCCCGCGCUGAGCAGGAGGCCCGACACCGCCACCAGGUUUGAAUAGCUCGUAAUUAACAUCAUCAUUUGCAAAUGCAAUGGAAGAGGGCAAAAUUGAAGACGUGCAGGGUAUUCUACGACUUAAUGUGCGAGGAUGUUUAUACACAGCCAGGCGUGAGUCUUUAUGCCGCUUUAAGGAUUCAAUGCUAGCGUCUAUGUUUAGUGGACGCUUUCCUCUAAAAGUGGAUGAAUCAGGAGCAUGUCUAAUUGAUAGAGAUGGAAGCCUGUUUAAAUAUCUUUUGGAUUAUCUUCAUGGAGAAGUUCGGAUUCCUGGAGAUGAAAAAAUUCGAAUUGCGCUGCAGGAGGAAGCGGAUUAUUUUGGCAUCCCUUAUCCAUACAGUCUGUCUGAACAUUUGGCCAAUGAAAUGGAGACAUAUUCUUUAAGGUCAAAUAUAGAGCUUAAAAAGGCUUUGUUGGAUUUCUGUGAUUCUUAUGAUUUAGUUUGCACCAAGCCUACAGUUUGGGUCCUGCACUAUCUCAACACUUCUGGAGCAAGCUGUGAAAGUAAAAUUAUUGGUGUGUAUGCCACGAGAGCUGAUGGGACUGAUGCAAUUUAUAAGGAGCUAGGAAUGAAAAUUCAUAGUAGAAGUGUUUACAAAAGAGAAGCUGGAAAUAACCUCCAAUACAUCUGGAGCUAUUACUCAGUAGCUGAGUUGAAAAAGAUGAUGGAUGCUUUCGAUGCCUGGGAAGGGAGAGGUGUCAGCUACUGGAGAGUGCCUCAGGAGCUGAUUGAAUGUUGGACUCUUGAGGAACGCCCUUUGAAAGGCAGUUUGCGUCAUAUGCCUCCAGUUCAUAAAAGACGAUUAAUCGACUUUACUGAAGACGACGACUACUUACCAUGUAAAGCAGCUCCCAAGCCGAUUACAUACUCGGGUCCCUCAACAAGUACCCACAUCAAAGUCAAGAAUUCAGCUUCGUUAAAGGUAGCUGCUUGCAAUGCUUCACGUUCUGCAGUGACUCUUAAACGACCCCAUAGUGAAAGUCUGACACCGCACAAAGUAGCUUCUGAAACUCUAUCUACGACAUGCACAAGGGCGUCCAGCAAUUUCCAGGUGCCCUGUGGAAGGCAGAGUGCUGGCAAUGGGACACCAUGUCAAAUGAUGUUCAAGAUUGCAGUGUCUAGGAAGCCCGUAAGCCACCACAUAGUAAAGCUGAAGCGAACUCCCCUUUUUCUUGCAACACCAUCUCAGCCUCCAUCUUCUGUAUCUGGUAAAACAAGCGAAAAGGACAGUGCUGCUGUUGAAAUUCCUACUCCUUCUAUGGCACUAAACAAGAAAGAACCAGCUGUAUUAGCAGAGAGUAUUGAGCUUAAGAAUGAUAAAGUGGAUGGAUAACGUUGGACUCUGCCUCACAGACCGGAUAGCUUUGUAUCAUCUGGUCAAAGAAGAGAUCGUCAUCUCGUGUGGCUGUUCACUCGAAGAUUUGGUAGAAAAUGAUGAUGAAAAAGUUCAUAAAAAGCACAGGGAGAAGAGAGAGCACUUAAACCAAGUGUGUUUUCUGCUUUAUUUCUAAAUACUUUUUAGAUGUUGGAGAGGAAGAAAAAUGGGUUUAAAAAAACCCCAAACACAGAGCACGUGCAGUCUAAUGUUCCAGUAUCUCAUGUUUGCACUUCUGUUAGGAUGUACUAGUACGCCUGACCCUUUUUAAAGGGAGUACUUGCACAGCAUAAAAGACAACCACUUCAUCAACUUUAAUUAACUCUAGUUAAUGUUAAUUUCUUACUUUGUAUCUUUGAAGUGGGAAAAAAUAGGUAACAAGAAGUGUUUUUUAUUAGAUACAAGUUUGCGGCAAGUGUCAACAUAGCCAGUCCUGUGAAGAUUCUGGAAGUUGAAAGCACUUUUUGGGGCUUCUGGUGAGGAUAAACCACCAUUUUGUUACGAAUGGCAAUGAAAGGGACCGCCUUUGCUUGCACACAGCAAGAAAAUUCAGAAAUACAGGAAGGGAAGAAGUAUGCCUAGGGAGUAACACGGCAUUUUUUUUCAUAGACCUGAGACACACAUAUACUGCUUUCCUAACAUGGUGUGAUCUGCCACAGGGGUGGGGCUGCUGCAGGCAGCCGGUGCAGCCUUGGCAUUUUGUAUCGCACCUCAGGGGUGUCUUCUCCAGCUGCAGGGAGCCCCGUGGGUCUGAGUUACACCUGGCCCCCCUGUGUCCUUCUGCAAGUCCUUUCAAACGAGGAGGGGACAACCUCAACUUCCUUGCAGGAAAGCAGUGCUAACAGAGGUGCCCUGGUUUGAGGAAAGAUGAAAGAACCCUGCCUUCCCCCAGAGCAGGAUAGAGGACACCUUCUUGUACCACAGUAAAUUUUGCAUAAUGGUACUGAAGAGCUGCUGUGUUUCUAUCAGCAGAGGAAAGCCGAAUUUGGCUCCACUGAUUUUAAAAAGCCCUUUUAGUUGUUCAUAUUAGUGAAUGAAAUCUGGCUUUGGUUUGUGCCCUUGGUUGCUUACAGUUGGGUGUUGGUUUUUUUUGUUGGUUUGGCUACUGCUUUUGCUUUUCCAGCACAGUAAAUACACCUGUUCUUAAACACCGAGAGGUCCUAUCACAUUGCCAAAAUGCAAUGUUCUUAAAAUUCCUGAGACUAUUGGAAUUACAGAAGGGUUCAGAUGUUUUAUUUUCUAGGUCAUUUAGGGGCGAUCACAUUUUCAGGGUUUUCUCCUAACCACAAGGACUUUAAACAUAAUUUGCACAAGUAAAAAAACCCCAAAUGUACUAACUUAUUUUUAAGGAGACACUUUGUUAUGAACAGUAGUCACUGUAAAAGUGUGCAGUACUGUAAUUUUCUGCUAUUGGUGUGUACGUUGAAAAGCAUCUUAACUUUAGAAUCUCUAAGCCAUUGUUUUUUCUUAAAAAAACCCCUAAAGAGCGACAAUCCCAAGGCUCUUCCUAUCCCCGCCCCCCCCCCCCCCCACCCCCCCCCCCCCCCGCAAUGUUUCACUGAGGAAAGGACAAGGCAAAAAUUACAGGAAGAUGCUAACAUAAUCUAAUUUCCUAUUUGAGCAUGCGAGCAUGCAAUUCAUCAUUGGCACUAAGUUUGUGAGAUUUGUUUUUCAUAAUAAUCUAACUGGAAAGCGGUUUUUAAUACUUACCUUGUGUGCCUUCUACUUCACUAUUUAUUGAAUAGCUGAGCACUCCACUGUGCACCUUGAAAUCUUUUUACAAUGCGUCUUAAAGCAGAUUUCCUUCCUCUUCAACUUUUGAUGAUUUUAGAAGGCUUCUAUAAAUGCAGAAUCAUAGAAUCAUUUAAGUUGGACAAGACCCUUAAGAUCAAGUCCAGCCGGCACUGAAGCUCACGAAGAUCAUAGAGUUGAGCAUCACACUUUGUAUGCACACAAGAAAAAAAGCUUUGAAAACAGUCCUACAGGACUUUCAGAGUUUGUACUAGCUCAGUGUUUAAUUAUUCUGGUAGUACAGAAUUUUUCCAGUAACAUCCACGUCAUUUGCAUUACAGUGGCUUUAGUGCGUCUUCUCUUUGUCCUAGAUGUACAUGCUUGGGGUUAAAUGGGAAAAAAACUCCUUUGAAUUUCAAUGGAUGAAACAGUAAAGUGUCUGUGGUGGAGAGGUAGAGCAAGAUUAUUUUUUGAGGGACUUGGUUUUAUUUAUUUAUUUUUAAUUGGAUGAGGUGCAGAGAUGUCCUUUGAACUUAACCAAGUAGGCAUUUUUGCUUUUUUUUUCCUGCCUGUGAAUCUUGCUGUGUUUCUCUUAACUGAUGGACUCAUACUAAGCAGUUUUACGAUAGCUGAAUAGCAUUAACCUUCAUGGUGACUUUCACUAUAAAAAUAGCUUUGCCCCUAUCUACCCAAAGCUUUUUAAAAUGUGGACGUAAAAUAGAAUUUCAUCUUCUCUCUAGGAAGCCAAACAAAUGAAACUUGCCAGUCCAAGGAUGUCACCCCUUAACCUGGCUAACAGGCUGUUUGUUUUCUGAUGCAUGGAACAAGGAGCAGAAAUUCUGCAAGUCUGAGCUUCCUGCAGAUUGAAACUUCCUCAAAACUCUGUGUUCCCAAGUUUCUUGAAAGUCUGCAAUUUUCUCAACAUUUCCAUUGUCUAACUCAAUGAACGAAGUACCAGCUGGCACUGCUUUUGUACCGAUGAACUGGAUACACUGUAUGUACACACUAGAUAGUUUGUCUGGGGAAACUACUAAAGGUGAGCUACAGUUUUAUAGCUGGGAGUAGACACGUGGUCAAGUGGUGUUGACAACGGUUUACUGUGAAUCUUGGUAAAAUUACCAUUCAUCAUAGAUCACGUUCAGAAAAGACCAUGUUCAGAAGGUUACUCCAAUUUAGAAAUCUGAUGGAUUACGAGUAACUAGCAGCUGCACUCUAAAGGCUGACGUGUAUCACCAGUGUAGUUUGAUGCAUUAAAUUUUUUGUCACAAAUGCUG